Messenger RNA from Daphnia carinata, 1089 nucleotides. RefSeq lists its product as uncharacterized. Lineage: Eukaryota; Metazoa; Arthropoda; Branchiopoda; Diplostraca; Daphniidae. Bases 196 to 798 code for a protein of 200 amino acids. The record is from RefSeq and is a predicted model, not a curated record. Gene Ontology annotation, molecular function: protein dimerization activity. The transcript is spliced from 3 exons.
AGGAGGCGGAGGCAUCAACGAGCAGAUAAAGCCAACCGAUUGCUGGAAACCUGUUGCCUUCAGUUGGCUGUAAGCCUUCGUUCGCUUCGCAAGUGCGUCUGUUCUGUGCUGCUCGAAAUUUCACCUGAACACCCUAGCACACCUUCGUCUUGAUUCAGUGAUCUUUGAAUUAAUACACGAAAAAAAAAGAAAGAAAUGUCUUGCGCCGAGUCAUCAGAUGGCGAGAGAACAAUGUCGCCAACAGCCGCCGCUACCGUCCGUGAACGUCGACGAUUGCGAAUGUUGAAACGCAGGUGGAAUCACGGUGCCAACAACAACAACAACAACAACAACGGUGGAAUGGUGUUGAGCUUUUCGGCCUUCCGUCGGGCGCGCAGGAUGCGAAAUCAGCGACGGAUGACCAAAGAAGAAUACCUGAGACUUAAGAAUAUGGUUCCGGCCGUCGCUACACAACCUCGCGUUUCUAAGGUGCAAGUCAUCGAAGAGGCCAUCAAAUACAUCGACUCUCUGCACGUGGCCCUUUUUCAACGACUCAGAGCUCAGGAGUUGGCCUGCGCCGCGGACCCUUCCAACACCAUAUCCAGUAGGGGGCAAGCGCAGGUGACGGGGAACGAAUCGGACAUUCAGCCCGAACCGAGCCAGCUGUCCCGCUGGAUCGGCAACGUUUUACCGACGCCUCACGCCUUAACAACGGCUCACCUUCUGGUGACCGAACGGCAACAACAGCGGGAUGGCAUCAAACAGUGGCCGUUUUUCAUGGGCAAAGUUGAUUGCCUGAUCAGGAAGAAACAGAGUUGAAAUCCUUCCAACAGAGAAUGAGCUUUUUGUAUUAAUGUUUGGCUUAUUUCCGGUUGCUGCUAUUUCCAUUGCCGUGUUCAUUAGACUGUUAAACAAAUUGAAGAGGUUUGGCAAGUUAAUUGCUUUCUGGAAGCUAACGAGGGGGCAUUCAAUAAUUGUUGUGGAUCGCCAAUCCAAACGGGAUAAUUCAUUCUUGUAUCUGUCUUAAUUAAUGUGUGUUGUAAAAGAGUGUUUCUUUUCGUUUUUGGUUAGUUUUGAAUAACAAUAAAACAGUGUCGAUUUUCAUAUGAA